CAUUUAAAAUCAAGAUUCCAUCUUUUUCUCCUCUUUUAUAUAUUUGAAUUAUUUUAAUCAUAUGUUUAAGGUUCUGCUUAAUACCCUUAAGUAGGAAAUGUCUAUUCCAUCUAGCAUCAUGUGCCCUUUGAGCACUUUCUUGAUUUGGAAUGAUUAUAGUUGAUGUUGAGGUACCAUGUAAUAGGCCCUUGGACUCAUAGCAGGAGCUUUAAUGCAUCAGAAUACCAUUUAUUUUCUUAGUUUCAUGAAUGUGAAUAUGUAUGAUCAGCUUGUUAGGAUUUAUGAUAACACAAUUCUGGUGUAAAGUUAUUUUUUUUGAAAAGCUUAUUGUUAGCUAUCCAUGAAAUGUUACUAGUUGAUCAUAAACUUAUUCAAAUUUGUUUUCCCUUUUUAAAAUAGUCUAUUAACUCAUCUGAGAAUCAGCUAUCGUUGGGAUAACUUCAUACUCAAUAUGGUUGCGGCUGUAUAUCACCAAGCAAUUUGCUUCACUGCGAACAAGGGUGCUAGGGACUUCCUGGUCACAUCUUCAUCUGGGAGUCUUAAAAUGAAACCAGUGUUUAGAAAAGAGAGAUGCAGUUUGAGGCAGUAUGUGAACUGUGUGAAGUAUCCAUCAGAGUCAUCUUUAUGUGCCAUUAAGCCAAUUUUUUCCUCAUUGUCAAGUACCAAUGAUUCGCGGAGAACAGCUUUGUUCCCUGCAGCUGAAUCAUACUUGAUCUUAAUACGGCAUGGAGAAUCGAUGUGGAACGAAAAGAACCUGUUCACUGGUUGUGUAGAUGUGCCACUCACCAGUAAAGGAGUAGAAGAAGCAAUUGAAGCUGGUAAGAGAAUUAGACACUUACCUAUUGAUGUUGUCUACAUCUCUGCAUUGAUUCGUUCUCAGAUGACGGCCAUGCUUGCCCUAACAGAGCACCACUGCAAGAAGGUGCCCAUUAUUGUUCACGAUGAGACUGAACAAGCCAAAGUAUGGAGUCAAAUUUAUAGUGAAGGCACCGAGAUGCAGUCUGUUCCUGUUAUUAAAGCAUGGCAACUGAAUGAAAGAAUGUACGGGGAACUUCAAGGGUUUAAUAAGCUAGAAACAGCUGAAAGAUGCGGACAAGAGCAAGUCUAUAAAUGGCGCCGAAGCUAUGAUGCUCGACCACCCAACGGCGAGAGCUUGGAAAUGUGCUUGCGAAGAGCUGUUACCUAUUUCAAAGAGCAAAUUGAACCCCAACUUUCCAGUGGAAAGAAUGUAAUGGUAGUAGCUCAUGCAAAUUCAUUGAGGUCCAUCCUAAUGUAUCUCGAUAAAUUGACUGCAGAGGAGGUCAUCCACUUAGAACUCUCAACCGGAGUACCAAUGCUUUACAUAUAUAGAGAAAAUCAAUUCAUCAGGAGAGGAAGUCCCUUGGCAUCUAUGGAGAAUGGAGUUUAUGCUUAUACAGAAAAUUUGGCCACAUACAAGCAAAAUCUGUUAGAUGAAGUGCUAGAUGAAGUGUCUUUAUAACUUGCUCCGUAAAAGUAAAAACUAUCAUGCAAAGCUUAAAUAUCUUCAUUUCACUGGAAGUUCAUUGAGGUAUUUUGAGUCAUCAAUAAUCAUGAGAAACACCAGAGUGAAGAUCAAAGACAGUUUUUAUUGCUACACGCUGUAACAGUCAACAUAUGGUGUUUCUAAACUCAAAUUGAGUCCCUUGUUAUGGUUCAAGUGAAUACACCAGUGGAAAUCUGGCAACACAAUAUCUUGUGGAACAGGGGAUAUCAGAUCAAAUGCUGAUUCUACUUGGCUGUUUCCUGUUAUCAUCAUUCGAGGAACUAUGUCACUUCAUUUUAUAUUGUCCUCAAGCCAACGCUUCUUACAUUCACAUUAGAUAUUUGUUUUCUUUGGCGGGUUUAAGUUACAGAUUAGGUUGAGAGUGCACGAAAAAUGUUUGUUGGCAACGACAACUUUCAAAAUUUCCUUUUCUUGGUCCUGGAAGAUCAUUUCCAUAUCCUUAUUAAUGAUCUCCUUGUUUCUAUUUUGUCAUGAAUGUUGAUUUGGUUGUCUUUUUGAUCUGCUUCUAUAUCUUCUGUACAAUCCAAAUUCUCUAUCAUAGCAGCAGUACUUGGAGGCAGAUGUAUGUAAAAAGUUAGUACUGCACUUUCAAUCUCGUUGUCCAUACAUAUUGUUAUGCUCCUUAGUUCUUGUUCUUCAA
Molecule: messenger RNA, 2165 nt
Organism: Solanum pennellii
Lineage: Eukaryota; Viridiplantae; Streptophyta; Magnoliopsida; Solanales; Solanaceae
Product: 2,3-bisphosphoglycerate-dependent phosphoglycerate mutase-like
Exons: 8
Coding region: 452-1480 (342 amino acids)
Biological process (GO): glycolytic process
Molecular function (GO): intramolecular phosphotransferase activity
Source: RefSeq, a predicted model, not a curated record